Racocetra persica is the source of this 346-nucleotide messenger RNA. The record is from the annotation of a GenBank genome assembly. NCBI's taxonomy places the organism in Eukaryota, Fungi, Glomeromycota, Glomeromycetes, Diversisporales, Gigasporaceae.
UUUCAUUCAUAGGCUAUAUUAUUCACCUUGCAAUAAAGUAUCCGGAUGGUAUAGGAGUAACCACUAGGAAAGACAUCCCUGGACCUAAGGGUGUUCCUAUAUUUGGAAAUUUAUUUACAGUUACGUUUAAAAAAAAUACUUAUCUUGAAUUAGAACAAGAAUUGGCAAAUAAAUAUGGUUCACUUUACACAAUUACAAUUCCUAAACGUGGGCGAAAUAUUAUCUCAAAUGAUCCACAAACAAUAGAAUAUGUUUUAAAAACGAAAUUUGAGAAUUUUAUAAAAGAUACUUCUUUUACCCAAGUGUAUCACGACUUGCUUGGAGAUGCAAUAUUUGUGGCUGAGGG